Messenger RNA from Opisthorchis viverrini, 2052 nucleotides. RefSeq lists its product as hypothetical. Gene Ontology annotation, biological process: nitric oxide-cGMP-mediated signaling; cGMP biosynthetic process; response to oxygen levels. Gene Ontology annotation, cellular component: guanylate cyclase complex, soluble. The annotation marks the transcript as partial. Gene Ontology annotation, molecular function: guanylate cyclase activity; heme binding; oxygen sensor activity. NCBI's taxonomy places the organism in Eukaryota, Metazoa, Platyhelminthes, Trematoda, Opisthorchiida, Opisthorchiidae. The transcript is spliced from 7 exons. The record is from RefSeq and is a predicted model, not a curated record.
AUGUAUGGUCUUCUAUUAGAGGGACUGAAGGAAUAUCUGGUCAGGGAAUACGGUGUGGAACUGUGGCAGACUGCAAUCCAGCAAGUGAGCGGAGAGGUGACAGGCAUCCAAAUAAAACGAGCCUACCCAGAAUCAUUGUUACCAAGCAUUGUUAAGUUAGUAGCAAAGACAACAGGUCGUCCGGAAGAUGAAAUCUAUUUCGCUUAUGGCAAUUUCCACAAAACGUUUCUCUCUCAAAUGGGAUACGGGAGAAUCAUCCGGGUUAUUGCAAACGGAUUUCCACAGUUUAUUAACACCUUAGAUGACGUGCAUCAAAAUAUGCAGAUAAACUACCCCAGAAUGCGUGGUCCCACCUUUGUGGUAUCCGCCACGACGAACACUACAAUGGAGGUCACUUAUAGCAGCAAGCGUGACUGCUACGCCCAAAUGGUCCGUGGACAGCUGACUGCAAUCGCAACAUCACUUUUCGGUCUAGAUGUCGAUGUGGAACUCACUGGCUAUGAGAAGGUACUUAGUUUGAACAGAUACACGUAUCGAAUCACAAACAAAACUGGUGAAUGGCCUCCGAGUUAUAUGACGACUACAGAGAUGAAAAUGGAUACGAUUGCUGCAUCGCACACUUUUGACGAAUCGCUUUUGAGUUUCUUCCAGUUUCAUCUGCUUUUUACAGACAACCUGAAAAUUGUUAGCCUCGGCAAAGGCUAUGGAGAAAUCAAGGAAGUUGCACUGGGAGAGCUGCUGCCGGAUGUGUUUAUGCUGAAUCGGCCGAAAAUCGGAGCAACAUUCGCCGAGGUAGUAAGUAUGAAACAGAAGAUAUUUUUUUCCGUUCAACAGAUCAAACGACACUGUCACGUCACCUUUGAACUGGUCUUGAUAUCUGACGUUGGAAUGAACAUGGAUACCGAAAAAGAACGGACCGUCUCAAAACGUACUGUUACAUUCAGAGGACAGAUGCUCUACGUAGAAGAAUGUGAGAUGAUACUGUUCCUUGGCACACCUGUCAUAAGGGACAUCAAACAACUUUGUCAAUGUGGCCUGUACCUCAGUGACUUUAACUUUUUCGACCGAAGACGUGACCUCAUUUUUGGAGCGGAGAUCGCAAAGUUCUUCAAUGAGGCUUUCGAUGCUGUUAGCAUAUGCUUCACCAAAGUCGUUGACUUUGACAAGAAGUGCAUGAUGAUGCCCGUGGAGGAACUAAUCUACAUGCUGAAUAAAAUGUAUACAAUAUUUGACUGCCUCACAGAAUCACGCAACGUUUACAAGGUGGAAACAAUCGGUGGCAGCUACAUGUUCGUAUCUGGCGCACCGCAGCGCACUCGGUUGCAUGCAGCACACAUAGCCGAACUAGCGUUGGAGAUGCUAUCGGUCACCCAAAAUGGCUUCUUUUGGGACACGCAUGGUUCUGGUGACACAGAACCGGAGAACAAAUUGGAACAAGUUCAAUUGCUAUUUGGAUGCCAUACAGGAUCUGUGGUUACCGGAGUUCUGGGGCACAACGCUCCACGAUACUGCUUGUUUGGUGACGCAGUGAAUACGGCCAAUCGAAUGAUGAGCACAGGGUUGACAGCCAUCCCAACUGGGGUUCAAACACUUACCAUGAAUUCUGAAUGCAAGGCUAUAUGGAGACUUCAAAAACGGGAGAGUUCAUGUCCUUUGGAUGGGAACAAAUAUGAAGAGGACUCAGCAAGUAAACCACUCAACCGGUCACUGAGCGGUGCUGUUCAUCUCGGAGUGGAAAAAGAAUCGUCUUCAAUUCCCCUAAGUCAUUCUUUGAACAAAUCAAUUGUUAGAUUCCUACAACGAAGACAGUCAAAAACUAUGGGCGACGUAUUCCACACCCCAUCAGUUCAGUUUGAGACCAGCUUGGAGGCGACCUCUCAAAGAAAUAAAAAGGCUCUGUUGCAUUCGAGCGAAAAUCCAGCAAUAGAAAAUGCCUCGCUGAAAGUGAAUGCUUCUGAUCACUCUGUGGUACAUACUAAGUCGCACUAUGCGCCUUUGAACCCACUUAAGGAUUCCUCUGGGAACACCAGUAAAGCUGCUUUGGAAAAAGGA